AUGGAAAUCAUACAGGUCAGCUCACACGAGCGACCGCAUCGCGAGAUGCUGGAGAAGUCGCACUUGCUGGAUGCCUUUUUCUCCCAGAGGCAUGCAAAGCAGCGUCCAGUGUCGGUAGCAACCGAGUUCGUGGAGGAUUGGGAUGUGGACGACUUGGAUGGCGGAGAUGGCGACAGCUCGCCCCGUGCGAGUCUGAACUCGUCUGGCGGCCAACGAAGUAUAACGACGUUGUCAUCCUACGACGAGGUCCAAACCCCUAGGUCUAGUAGGAACCGCGCAGCGUUCCUUUUCGACCUCGAGUCGAAGCAGGUCCAGGGCCCGAGGGGACCGCAUCUGUUCCGGAGUUCCGUGUCGUCGACGCACUCGAUUGAGCUCCAGCACGCUCUUUCACUUUCGCCCCUCACUCCCAAAGUUCCGAAUCAGACAGAAUACCAACUACCUAUUGCCCUGGACCUCACUCCAUUGCCGACCAGGAAACAAAAGGAUGGGCCGUUCCAAUACACGGAGGCGGCACUCGAUACCGCCACACUGCCAGAGUGGUCGCCGGAAAUGGUCGCGCAGUGGAUGCUCAAUGCGGGCGUUGAGCUUUCAGCCUGCGACCGGUUCGUCGAGAACGAUAUCACCGGCGGCAUCCUCAUCACCUUGAAGUUCGAGGACCUUGUAGAGCUAGGGAUUCCGUCCUUUGGUGUGAGGACGAAGGUAUGGGGUGAGAUCCACACCAUGAGGGAUAUCAAGUCCUCAGAACCGGUGCCCGAGACCGACAUCGAAGAUGCUCCGGAUAGGGAAGCCAGGAGGGAGAUGCGAAGACAAGAGUGCGACAAGCCACUGAAGCGAGGCGGCAGCAAACGUCGACCAAAGCUUGACGACGUGAUAUCGCCCCUCGAAUCGGUGUCAAUCGUCGGCAUUGAGCAGAUGAUGCCUAAGCCGCAUAACUGCUCCAAGGGCGAGAAAUGCCGCAAGUGGCAGAGAAACAAGCGGAUGAUAGAGGCUUUCAAGCAGGACCACCCGUUCGUCAACAUGGAAGGCGGUGUUAUCAUGGUUGCUGGCGAUCCAGGUAACCCUGAAACGGCCGACGCCAUCAAGCCAACAGAAGAGUUCUUUCGUCCAGUCUCGGAUGCUAUGCCCUCUGUCGUCGCCUCGUCAGACGUCAUGGGUCCUGGCAGCUUCCUAAACCUGCAGCACCUGGCAGAGGCGACCCUCCGGAAUGUCCAAGCCCGGGAUCCUCAAGACAAUGUCAGGCAAUUCUUGGACUUCCAACGCCAACACAACCCCGGGUCAAGCGAAGUUCCUCCCACUCCGCCCUUCGAGAUAUUACCCAGCCAAAAACCUCCCCACCAUGGCUUGCAGUCUCUCCCAAAGCUUACAAUCCCCAACCAGGCACCGCCCGUGCCCAGGUCCCAACCAUCCUCCGCACACCCGACGUCGGCUGUCCAUGGCACGGCGGCGGAGGAGGAGGACGUCACUCCCACUGCUCUCUACCGCUUCGGCACGCCGUUCUCUGACAUGGAUGUGCCUCUUACCGCUAUUCCUACGGGGCCCGUUGCUCGCGAUCUUUCGCAGUCGGUACCACCAGACAUGAAUUAUCGCCAUAAUCCAGCUCCUCCGCCCCGUUCAAUGUCACGCGCUUCGGGUCGCCGGCCGUCCUUCCCUGUCAUGCCCGCGCUCGACGAGAACUCCAUCGUGUCGCCUACUACCCGACAGUCUCACAAGUCCUUUGCACAGCGGACAGCUGGCAGUCACCCGCUGAAACCACCCCCUCGCGUGCAAUACCCUUGGACGCAGGCCGAUCGCAAGACCUUUGAGCGCGCCAUUGCCCCUAUCCCAGGCUCCAGCGGCUGCACCAGUGCCACGACCCCCGGCUGCAAAACCUUCUCACCCCUCGCGUCGCAUGCCAUAGACAUGGCUGGCACCAACCCAAUCUCCUACGAAGGGCCGAUGAGGAAGCGCAAGACCAAGAUGCUCCGCCACGAGUGGCACGACAACUACUUCACGCUGCGCGGCACCCGCCUGGCCAUGCACCGGGACGCGACGGCCACGAACCGCACGCUCGAGUACAUCGACAUCGACGACUACGCCAUCGCCUGCAGCAGCCUCGCGAGCGGCAAGCUCAACGCCGCGUUCAGGGCCAUGAGCAUCCUCCGCGGCGACAACAGCAGCAGCAGCAACAAGGCCGACGUCGCGGCCUUCAGCUUCCAGCUGAUCCCACAGGACAACAAGGGCGGCGUCCGCCUCCGCAAGCGCGAGAGCAGCCUCCCCGGCAAGAUCGCCGCGGCGGCCGCGGCCGUCGGGGCCGUCGUCCCGCCGCCCGCCGAGGGCGUCAACGGCACGGGCAAAACGCACCACUUCGCCGUCAAGGGCCGCGACGAGCGCAUCGACUGGAUGCGCGAGCUGAUGCUCGCCAAGGCGCUCAGGCAGAAGGGCGAGGGGUUCGAGGUCAGCGUCAACGGGAACAUGAUCUGA
Messenger RNA from Phialemonium atrogriseum, 2460 nucleotides. RefSeq lists its product as uncharacterized. The coding region runs from base 1 to 2460 and encodes 819 amino acids. The record is from RefSeq and is a predicted model, not a curated record. Lineage: Eukaryota; Fungi; Ascomycota; Sordariomycetes; Cephalothecales; Cephalothecaceae. Gene Ontology annotation, molecular function: protein binding. The transcript has 3 exons.